Messenger RNA from Dermatophagoides pteronyssinus (European house dust mite), 1138 nucleotides. RefSeq names its product TLC domain-containing protein 2-like. The record is from RefSeq and is a predicted model, not a curated record. Gene Ontology annotation, biological process: plasma membrane organization; regulation of membrane lipid distribution; membrane assembly. Gene Ontology annotation, cellular component: plasma membrane. NCBI's taxonomy places the organism in Eukaryota, Metazoa, Arthropoda, Arachnida, Sarcoptiformes, Pyroglyphidae.
GAUAAUAUUCAAAUCAUUCUAACAUAAUAAUAAUAUGGUUAUCAUUGUGUGUAUAUUUGAUUAAUUAUGAUCAAUUGUGUAAACCAUUGAUGAUGAUGGCAAACACAUUGAUAAUUGGACAGGAAUCUUCACAAAUUCUUAUCACAAUUGGUCUUUCAUUUACAUUAUUUAAUUUAUUGAAUAAUUUUUUCGGUCAAAUUGAUUGGUGGUUUCUUGGCGAAUCAAUACGAAAAAAGAAAAUAAAUUUUCGUGAUUUUUCACGAAAAAAACCAACAGAAAUUUAUGAUAGAUGGAAAUGGCGAAACAUUAUUGUUUCAUUAAUUCAUUCAACAAUUUCCGGUUUAUUAAUAUUUUAUUUAACAUAUGAUUGUUUCAUUUCACCGAAUGAUGAUAUCCAAUUAACAAAUGAUCAUUAUUAUGCAAAAUUGCAACGUUUAUCCAUUUGUUUUUCAAUCGGUUAUUUUAUCUAUGAUACAAUGUUAUCAUUAUCAAAAUUGGGCAAAUAUCCUGACCGUAUUGAAAUAAUUAUACAUCAUGUGAUAACCAUAAUUCCAUUAACAGUCGUUAUCAUUCCAAAUUAUUCCGAAACAAAAACGAAUCCAUUUCAACGAUUCUUACCGUUCUGUUUAUUUGGUCUUAUCAUUGAAUUGAGUAACAUAUUUAUUCAUAUACGUUCAAUUGGGAAAAUUUCUCAAUUCUGGUCACAAUAUCCGAAUAUUCUUAAUCGACUCAACAGUAUAUGUGCCAUAGUUUCUAUUGUCCUAUUUCGUUUCUAUCCACUUUUAAAAAUAUGGAUUGAUAUUUAUAGAAAUUAUUAUUUAAAAUCCGAAUAUAUUGUCACCAUUUGGGGAAUCAUAGCAAUAUCAUUGAUAAUGUUAGCAUUUAUGUUUAUAAGCAUUGUGAUAUUAUGGCGUAUUAUACAAGAGGAUUUCCUAUCAUUAUCCAACAUAUCGGACGAUUGUCAAUCCUCAACCAUACAAACGGAAAAAUCCGAUACUCAUCCAUUAACAAAUAAUUUGAAACAAAUCAAAAAACAGCAAUAGUUUUCAUUUAUAGAUUAAAAUGUGCAAAAUAAUAAUAACACAUACACCUAGUGCCUGAUGAUUAAUCCUUGAAGCACUUAAAAACAAAAUUAUUC